GGUCCACAGGUAGCUCAAGCAUUACCCAAAGGAAGUAUUCAACAUUAACUAAAAUGUCUUCUACCAAACCUCCAAGUGAAAAUGAAACACCUAAAGAGAGAAAACCAGGACUGAGGAGUGUUCAAACAACUAUGCUUUUCCGAGCUGUGAACCCAGAGCUUUUCAUUAAACCUAACAAACCUGUGAUGGCAUUUGGACUCACAGCAAUUACCCUCUGUGUGGCCUACCUUGGUUAUCUGCAUGCAACAGCAGAGAAUAAAAAGGACCUUUAUGAAGCCAUUGACAGUGAGGGGUCCAGGUAUAUGAGGAGGAAAACUUCCAAGUGGGACUGAGAACAUAAGGAAGGAAAUCAGCAGAUCAGUCACAGAACAUUUUGAGGCAACUACUAUUUUUUUCUCUGUCCAUUGAAAUAAUGGAUAAAUGUCUUUCUUGCUACUUAAUCCAAUAUAAGUUCCUUUAUAAAAUGGCGUGCCUGUGCAAAUAAAUUGCAAUUAAGAUACAUGCAAACAUAAAAGUGAAAUUAAGAA
Mesitornis unicolor (brown roatelo) is the source of this 527-nucleotide messenger RNA. It is a transcript of the gene SMIM8, whose product is annotated as small integral membrane protein 8. The coding region runs from base 54 to 332 and encodes 92 amino acids. The record is from RefSeq and is a predicted model, not a curated record. NCBI's taxonomy places the organism in Eukaryota, Metazoa, Chordata, Aves, Mesitornithiformes, Mesitornithidae. The transcript has 3 exons.